AUGUUCUGCUCAAGAUCGGUUCCUAGGUUGAGGGCGUGUGCCAGGAGAUGGUACCAGAGGCCCAGCUUACAACAUGUAUCGCCCGACAAGGAGCUUCCCGGUGUGUUCACUGCCCGAGGAUUACAAAAUGCAUGGUUUGAGAGAGCUGACCACUACGCUGCGCAGUUGAACAAGUACACCCAGGGCACCCAGGAGACCGCUCUGGAGAAUAUCAUCUAUGAGGAGUCCCGCUCUUACAUCAAGCGUCACAUUACCAACUACGCGAGCUUGCUCUACAACUUGGAAUUCGCUAUGCAGUCGUUGCAAGGGAACCCACAAAACAAGAUACCACAGGGACCAAUCGGUAGAGAGUCACUGUUGGAGACACCCGCUACGGAGCAACUGAUCAAGAAUGAGCCUAGGAGCUCUGGUAACACAGAUUUACACCAGCUGCUGGAGAAUUCAUUUGGGUCAAUUGCAGAAUUCAAGACUUUGCUACUCAACUCGGCGUUGGCCAUCUCAGGAGAAGGUUUUACCUGGCUUGUAGCAAGAAAAGUAACACAAUCAGAAAUGGACAGAGUUUCAAACUCUACCGGAGACAAGAUACUGUUCGAUAAAUUGUUUGUGCUAAACACUUACAACGCAGGAUCCCCUUUCAAUUUUAACAGGGCUGGAUCCAUCACUACAUUGAACAAGACAGAGAAGGCUAAAGAGGCCAAAUCAGAACAGAAUUCUACAACUGAAGUGGAUGAGUUUUCUAAGACUUUGAAAGAUAUUAGAAGGGCUAAAGAAGAAGCUGUGGACCCAGAGUUGGCAUACAUCCCAUUAUUGGCUAUAGAUUCUUCACCAAAGGCUUGGCUGCAUAACUACGGUGCAUUUGGUAAGAGACAGUACUUAGAAAAUGUGUGGGAGGCCACAGAAUGGAAAGUAGUUGAAAGUAGACUUGCUGGUUUGACUAGAUCCUUGGACUCUAGUAUUUAA
Molecule: messenger RNA, 960 nt
Organism: Nakaseomyces glabratus
Lineage: Eukaryota; Fungi; Ascomycota; Saccharomycetes; Saccharomycetales; Saccharomycetaceae
Gene: MRP1
Product: mitochondrial 37S ribosomal protein mS43
Biological process (GO): superoxide metabolic process
Molecular function (GO): metal ion binding; superoxide dismutase activity
Source: RefSeq, a predicted model, not a curated record